AUGGCUGAGGUUAUUGGCCUUGUGUCUGGUCUUCUUACCUUGGCCGCCUUUGCACAUCAAUCUGUCGUCAAGGUUCAAGAGGCCGUACAAAGUUUUCAACGUCUCCCACGCCAGCUCAGAGAACUCCUUUCAGAGUUAGCGGAGCUGAGUACGGUGCUCCAAGACCUCUCUCAGGCACCCGGCGGUGACAUUGAAGUGGACCUUUCAGCCCUCAAAACAACGCUAGAACAAUGCCGUCGUUCGUGUGACGAAUUUGCGCAGGAGUUGAAAGCCUACAGUUCGCCGUCCAGUCAAGAUCGAGUAAGGUUUCUGGAUUGGGCCAAGCUCACGUAUCGGGGUGGCAAUGGAAUUGAAGGCUUUAGGCAGCAGCUUAUUGGAUAUAAGUCCACCAUCGUCGUCGCUCUCAGCUUUGCGAACCUCCGCACGUCUACCAUUACUGUUGAAGGCAUACAAUCUUGCAGAGAAUUAAUCGAGACAACAACUAUUGAUUUAGAGGCGCAUCUUGCAGAUGUGAAGGAGAAACUUGAUACCCUCGCUUGCCGGACCAUUGCCAAUCCUGAGCUAGACGGAGCGACGAUUAAAUACAUAGAAGACGAGCGCAUCAGUACCGAAAAGGGCCUCCAGCUUUGCCUUCAGCUUUCCCAGCAUAUUGAUCAGAUUCAGCUUCAAUAUGCUGCAGGAGAAGAACACACGCCUAGCCUUCUGGAUCCGUACCCAACUUCGAAAAAGCUUGUCAGCGAAGGGCUCGGUGGCUGUAAGGACUACAUUACAUUUGCCCUAGAGCGACUAAGGAGGCAUCAGCAGAAAGUGUCUGAGCAAAUAGGUGUUGGCUCCUCAGGCGCCGUACCAACGGAUAAUAAACUGUUGCUUGAUAAUCUUAAUGACGAAGCCGAGGCCCUACGUCAUUCCCUGGACCUCUUCUCGAACAUCGACACCUACCUGGAGGAAAAAACCAGUAAUAUCGAGAACCAUGCUGAAGGCGACGAUACUAUUCAAUUUAUGGUCUCGACAGAUGGUAAACCACUGAAUGGAAAGAACCACGGCAUCGGCUCGAGGCUCAAGCAAGCUGGAGGGCAUUUUAAAGAACAAUCUCUUCAGCAAAUUUCACAAGACUUCACCACAAUCAGUCUGCAUCAAACAGGAGGCAAGAAGCCAGCUAGAGAUGCUUCUCCGCCAGCAGCCCAACCAGACACCACAACGGAAUCCCUAGGCACACCAUUCAACGGAAGAGGCUUCACUCUAACACCGAAACCUGAAGUUAGGUCGACUCCAUCUUCUCGUUUUACGACAGCCUGA
Molecule: messenger RNA, 1296 nt
Organism: Fusarium mangiferae
Lineage: Eukaryota; Fungi; Ascomycota; Sordariomycetes; Hypocreales; Nectriaceae
Exons: 2
Coding region: 1-1296 (431 amino acids)
Source: RefSeq, a predicted model, not a curated record